Poecilia reticulata (guppy) is the source of this 1450-nucleotide messenger RNA. It is a transcript of the gene atg101, whose product is annotated as autophagy related 101. Gene Ontology annotation, cellular component: phagophore assembly site; Atg1/ULK1 kinase complex. Gene Ontology annotation, molecular function: protein kinase binding. NCBI's taxonomy places the organism in Eukaryota, Metazoa, Chordata, Actinopteri, Cyprinodontiformes, Poeciliidae. The record is from RefSeq and is a predicted model, not a curated record. Gene Ontology annotation, biological process: autophagosome assembly; autophagy.
GAGUCAAGGCGGAAGCUUCGAAUCUGAAGCCAACUUCAGCGUAUUUGUUCGUCCAUUAUGGUGUAGCAGCAAAUAUCCAGCUAACUGUAUUACCCUGAUGUUUAUCAGCCCUCUGUACCGAUAAUUCUCUAGGAAAACUUCUUUUUUUUUUUCCAGCAGAACCCAUUUGAAGUGUUUUAUUGAACGGCGUAAAACAGUGCGGAAGUCUCCGCCCCUUUUUAGAGGUAAACAAAAUAUACCUUCGUCAUCCCAGUGUAGGAGCUACCGUGACUCUGGCUGUAUUUGCUCAGCUGUAAAUGGAAAUAAGCAACUUUUAAGCAUGAAUUGUCGCUCGGAGGUUCUGGAGGUCACGGUGGAGGCUCGCCAGGUGGAGGAGGCUAUGCUCGCCUUGCUACACACCAUUUUGCUGCACCGAAGCACGGGCAAGUUCCACUACAAGAAGGAGGGCACCUACUCCAUCGGCACCGUGGGCACUCAGGACAUCGACUGCGACUUCAUCGACUUCACCUUUGUCAGGGUGUCCUCCGAGGAGCUGGACAGGGUGAUCAGGAAAGCGGUGUCUGAAUUCAAGGAUGCCCUUAGCAGCGACGGCAUGGGGCAGAUCUCCCUGGAGUUCUACCAGAAGAAGAAGUCUCGCUGGCCCUUCUCCGACGAGUGCAUCCCCUGGGAGGUGUGGAGCAUCAAAGUCAUCGUGGUCAACCUGGCUAAUGAGCAGGAGAGACAGAUCUGCAGGGAGAAAGUGGGCGAAAAGCUCGGGGAGAAGGUGAUCAACGUGGUGGAGGUCAUAAACCGCCACGAAUACCUGCCCAAGAUGCCCACCCAGUCUGAAGUGGACAAUGUUUUUGACACCAGUCUGAAAGAUGUGCAGCCAUACCUGUACAAAAUCACGUACCAGAUCACCGAUUCUCUCGGAACUUCCGUGAGCACCACCAUGAGGAGGCUGAUAAAGGACACUCUGGCCUUGUGAGGAUCAUCUUCUUAGAUCACUAUAUAGUUAUGUUUUUUUUUUUUGCAGUAUAAAGACAUGUCGGCUCUUCUCCUGCAGGUUUGAAGCAGCGUCUGUCGUCACUGAUGUUAAUGUUAUGAUUCUGCAGGUUUCUGUUCAUUUGUCAAUUAUGUACUCUUUGAUUUUGAAGAUCUGAAAUUGCACCUAUAGUAGCACAACAUCCAACAAAAGCUGUAAAUAGUGUCAACCUUCCUAAUAAAUUAUUCUCAUCAAACUUUGCAGACUGAAACGGACAAACGGAAAAAGCUUGGUUUUGGUGCAAAUGAUAAAAGCUGACUUUGGGGGAAAAGAUUUCCUCACUGACGAGAGAAAAAAAAAAGCUUCCUCUGCGUGCAUUUCCAUGGUGAGGGUGACCUUACAUGUAGAUUAGAACAGGAUUUCCAGUUUGUGUUUUUUUUUUUCUUUUCUUUUUUUCAAAAUUAAAGCUAACACAUCCUAAGUUCA